Messenger RNA from Dendronephthya gigantea, 3644 nucleotides. Its product is annotated as ATP-dependent RNA helicase DDX3X-like. Gene Ontology annotation, molecular function: RNA helicase activity; RNA binding; ATP binding. Gene Ontology annotation, cellular component: nucleus; P granule. NCBI's taxonomy places the organism in Eukaryota, Metazoa, Cnidaria, Anthozoa, Malacalcyonacea, Nephtheidae. Gene Ontology annotation, biological process: cell differentiation; gamete generation. The record is from RefSeq and is a predicted model, not a curated record.
CACUUGUUUUAAACAACGAGGAGCGACAGUUGAAUUUUCUCACAAUAUUAUCUCUACCGUUAUGAGUCAUGGUGCCCCAGAUUCUAACCGAAGUCUAGAUCAGCAAUUUGCUGGCCUAGACUUGAACGCCGGAGAUCCGCAAAGCCGGACCCCUGGCACACAAAAGUCACCACAAAACACUUACAUCCCUCCUCAUCUCCGUGGAGGAGGUGGAAGCAAUCAACGUUCAGCAGAUUCUUUUCAGGAAAAUUAUCAUGGUGGUAGAGGUGGAAACCGAGGCUAUUCCCGUUCAUCCAGCUAUGAACGUGGUGGCGGCUAUGGUGGCAAUAGUUAUGGUGGUUAUAGUGGUGGUGGUUACGGAGGUGGCUACUCUGGCAACCAUUACAACAACUUUGGUAGUGGUGGAAAUAGAAACAGUUAUGGUGGCGGGUAUGGUCGACGUGGUGGUGGUGGUGGGGGUGGCUUCAAAGACAGGAACUAUGACUCCCCCAAAGAUUCUUGGACGUCUCUUCCCCCUGCAGAAGAGUGGGGAAAGUUAUUGCCGAGGAAUGACCGAUUGGAAAGAGAGCUGUUUGCGGCAUCCAACACCGGCAUCAACUUCGAUAAAUAUGAGGAUAUCCCAGUAGAAGCGACCGGUGACAAAUGCCCUGCUCAUAUUGAUAACUUUGGUGAUUGUGCAGAUCUCGGGGAAGUUAUCACGCACAACAUUGGUUUGUGCCAUUAUUCCAAACCAACUCCGGUGCAGAAGCAUGCUAUCCCGAUCAUCAAGAAUUCGCGUGAUCUUAUGGCCUGUGCCCAGACAGGCUCUGGCAAGACUGCCGCGUUUCUUAUUCCAAUUCUAAGUAGAAUAUUUGAAGAAGGACCGCCAGCUCCACCAGACAUGAAACAUCUUGGCCGAAGAAAGCAGUUCCCUAUCGGUCUUAUUCUUGCUCCCACUCGCGAGCUUGCCAUUCAGAUCCUUGAUGAAGCUAAAAAGUUUGCCUACCGGUCUCACGUACGGCCAUCAGUAGUGUAUGGCGGUGCAGACGUUGGCCAGCAGAUGCGUGACUUGGACCGUGGCUGUCACCUACUCGUUGCCACUCCUGGUCGUCUUGUGGACAUGUUGGAUCGCGGCAAAAUCGGUCUCGAUGUCUGCAAAUUUCUAGUGUUGGACGAGGCUGAUCGAAUGCUGGACAUGGGUUUCGAGCCACAGAUUCGACGAAUUGUGGAGCAAGAUACGAUGCCAAAGACUGGUGAUCGACAAACGCUCAUGUUCAGUGCAACCUUCCCGAAGGAAAUACAGAUACUUGCUCGCGAUUUCUUGAGCAACUACAUUUUCCUGGCCGUCGGACGCGUUGGCUCCACCAGUGAAAAUAUCACACAAAAGAUUGUCUGGGUUGAUGAUGUCGACAAGAGAUCAUUCCUUUUGGAUUUACUCAAUGCUUCAGGUCCAGAGUCGUUGACUUUGGUCUUUGUGGAAACCAAGAAAGGAGCAGACGCCUUGGAAGAUUUCUUGUACCGGGAAAAGUAUCCCGCAACUUCCAUUCACGGCGAUCGCUCCCAAAGAGAACGCGAGGAUUCGUUGCAUUCGUUCCGUAGUGGCAGAACCCCAAUCCUCGUCGCAACUGCGGUCGCUGCUCGUGGUUUGGAUAUACCACAUGUGAAGCACGUGAUCAACUUUGACAUGCCCAGUGAUAUUGAAGAGUAUGUCCAUCGUAUUGGUCGUACUGGUCGUGUGGGUAACACAGGUUUGGCGACCUCAUUCUUCAAUGAUCGCAACAGGAACAUCAGCAAAGUUCUUGUGCAGAUAUUGACUGAAGCAAAACAAGAAGUGCCCACUUGGUUGGAAUCGAUUGCAGGAGAGUAUCACAGCGGCGGCUCUCGCAACAAGAACUACCGACGCACCGGUAACAGCGCAUUCGGUUCCCGUGAUUAUCGUCAACAAGCCAACCGCGGCGGUGGUGGUAGCGGCGGUUACAUGCAAGGCAACCCUGGUUAUGGGCAAGGCUAUGGUCAAGGUUAUGGUGCCGGAAACUAUGGCGGCGGUGCGCCGUACGGAGGUGGCGGAAACUAUGGUGGCUAUGGAGGUUAUGGUGGCUAUGCUCCGCGUGGUAAUCCUGGCAACAUGGGCGGUCGCUCGAACGACUGGUGGAAUUGAUAACAAGUAUUUCAGUGUCACGUUUCAUCUUUAACAUUUAUUAUUCAGUUUAACUUGGGUUAAUGUGUUCAGUUAUACGUUUGAAUCUUGAUAACGUGGACAUUGCAGUUUUCGAAGGACUUCUUCUUGCUCUCGUUUGAAAAAAAAACUUAAAUGACAGUGGCGAAAAUGUGAAAUGGAUCGUUCUGAAGUCUCCGGAAUAAAAAUCUCUUGGAAAUACGUUUGGUAUUUACGGAACUUAUAGUUAAACGGUGGCGGUGGCAAAACUAAAGAUACAAGUGGAGAGACGUGAUGGCAGUUCGUCUUUUGAAAUGUUGAUCGAGAUAAUCCAGUGAUUGGCUGUUUGCCCUUUGUUAAAAGAAGAACAAGUAAGUUUGAUAGAAGAUCAACGUUUGCAUUGCGACGAAGGCAGAUACGGCAGGAAUGAAAGAAGUUUAGGAAAAUUACAAAAAAGAACUGUGAAAUUGCCGUUUCCAUGCAUAAAUCUGCUUGAAAUUGCCUAUGAAAUUGCCGUUUUCCACUCAUGUCAUAUCCGACGCGUGCAUUUGAGGUUUUUGUUCUGUUUAGUAUAUUUUAUUUCAUAGUACAUAUUAAUUAAGUGGACAGUUGUGAGUUUACAUUAAAAUGCUACAUUGUUAAUUCUUUUCCCUGCACUGAAUCAUCGACUGAUAAUUGAAUCGGCCUAGUGACAACAAUCCUAUCUUGCGAGCUUUCGGAGAUUACGCACAUUAGGACAAGGAAGACAUACACUUUCGUAAUGUUUGAAACAUUUUCACAGCAGUGACAACUCGACAAUUUAGUUCAAUUUAAAAUUUUCAAAUUUAUUUGACCAUCGUAUUACCAAAAGGAUUGUUUUCAUCGAGAAAUGAGACCCUACGGGGGUAUUAAAACAUUUGUUAAAAUGAUGAUUCAAAUAUAUAGAGAAAUAUUUACGAUCAUAAAUAUUUGUGGAUUUAUUCGUAAUUUUCAUUGCUUCAAAUGAAGCAUUCAUAAAAUGUUCCAAACAUUACUAAUCCCAUGCAAGUAUUCCAUAAAUUUGAUCGUAAUUGUCGUGAACAAGGAAGUGCAUAUGUCUUUAUAUUCUGAAAUCAAACAUCCUAUUACAUCAGCCACCAUGACAUAUACGCACGGCAAUUAGUUCAAACUGAAACUCAAAACACAUAAUUACAAUAUGUGCGAACGGCAUCUGCACAUAUUUGCUAGUAUAUAGUUCAAAAUUUUUCCAACUUUCCACAUCAAAUAUUUUGUCCAUUAUACCUUCACGUACGUGAAAUAUUUCUUCAUGCAUGCUCAAUAUAUUUCGUUGCUCGAUUCCGCUGUAUGGAUGCUUUGUUGACAUUUCAACUUGGCCACCCGCCUUGCUUAUUUCCGCGUCACGAAUUUGGGAAAUAAAACGCGGUCAGUAGCAAGGCUUUGUGAAUUCCCAGAAGCGGUUUCCAUGAUGGCCGACACAUGUCGAGUCACUUGAGCGGCUUUUUUUUGUAUCAAUGCACAUGUGUGCAAUUAU